Molecule: messenger RNA, 279 nt
Organism: Aspergillus thermomutatus
Lineage: Eukaryota; Fungi; Ascomycota; Eurotiomycetes; Eurotiales; Aspergillaceae
Gene: ScwA
Product: protein ScwA
Exons: 2
Coding region: 1-279 (92 amino acids)
Source: RefSeq, a predicted model, not a curated record
AUGCAGUUUUCUACCAUUAUCUCCCUCCUCGCCGUUGCCGGCAUGACCGUGGCUGCUCCCGCUGUCGACCGCCGCCAAACCAAUGAUCUCGUCGGCGUCAAUGUCGACCAUACCAAAAUCCCUGUCAAUGUUGAUGUUCCCGUGAAGAACAACGACAUCGCCAACAAUCUCCUCGAGGACGGCGUGAACGUCGACCAUACCCUGAGCGGUCCCCUGAACGUGGGUGCGCUGGGCAACGCGGGCCAGUAUGCCCCCAAGGGCGACGUGCAGCCCUUUUAG